Lachancea nothofagi CBS 11611 is the source of this 1347-nucleotide messenger RNA. The record is from the annotation of a GenBank genome assembly. NCBI's taxonomy places the organism in Eukaryota, Fungi, Ascomycota, Saccharomycetes, Saccharomycetales, Saccharomycetaceae.
AUGCUUGAAUCAGUCAACUCAUUUGUAUUGUGGCUUUUGGCACUCUACGUUUUCAUUCCAGUGGUGUGCUAUGUGGUGGUGCCGUUUUUGUUCUACGGCGAUCGUACUCUUAAGAAAAGAAUCAUCAUAUGUGUGCUUGGCGACAUAGGCCAUUCGCCGCGCAUGUGCUACCAUGCGCGCAGCUUUAGCGAUCAAGGGUGGCAGGUUGAAUUUUGUGGGUAUCUUGAGGAACAGCCACCUUUGGAUAUCUUGGAAAAUCCAAGAAUCACUAUACACCAAUUACCCGCGUACAGGGCCAGUGGGAAAGCUCGCUCGUUUUUGGUCACCGCGGCUUGCAAAGUUUCGGUUCAGAUUGUUGCGAUUACAAAGCUCUUGUGGAAACUCCGGGGCAGCGAUUACUUUCUCCUGCAGAAUCCACCUAGCAUCCCGAUUUUGCCCAUCGCCGCAGUAUACUGUACUAUUUUCCGUAGCAAGCUUAUCAUAGAUUGGCAUAACUUCGGGUACUCGAUCCUACAGCUCAAAUUGCAUUCCUUCUGGCAUCCUCUGGUGCUCAUAUCGUUCGGUGUAGAGUACCUUUUCGCCAAAUUUGCAACUUACAAUCUCACUGUCACAAAGGCAAUGAAGAGUUAUCUAGUUGACAAGUUCGGUCUCUCAGCACAACGUGUCACAGUCCUUUACGAUAGACCAGCCGCUCAGUUCAGACCUUUUACAGGCGAUCGUCAAGAAGCAUUACGAGACGAUUUUGUUCGGUCGUAUAUACCACAGGGGUUUGAUACCAGUCGAGGUGAUCGUAUUUUGGUGACCUCUACGUCUUUCACACCCGAUGAGGAUCUAUCCAUUUUAAUUGGCGCAUUGAAGAUAUAUGAAAACUCCUAUAGAAAAUUUGACCAGAGCCUACCUAAAAUUCUAUGCUUUAUCACUGGCAAAGGUCCCUUAAAGCAACAUUUUAUCGAGAAGGUCAAAGAAGAAGAGUGGAGCUGUGUUCAUAUUGAGUUUGCCUGGCUCUCCACAGAAGAUUACCCCAGGCUCUUGCAGUUAUGCGAUUUUGGCGUUUCAUUACACACGUCCAGCUCAGGUUUAGAUCUACCCAUGAAAAUCCUAGAUAUGUUUGGAUCUGGUCUACCGGUUGUGGCGUAUAAUUACCCCGUUCUUGAUGAAUUAGUCCAACACAACGUCAAUGGAUUGAAGUUUUUAGACAGGCGAGAAUUGCACGAAGCAUUAAUAUUCUUGAUGAAGGACAAGCAAGUCAAUGAGGUUUUGAAGGCAGGGGCUCUAGCUGAAUCACGAAACAGGUGGCAAGGCUCCUGGGAAAAAUCAAUGGAAGAACUGUCAUUAAUAAGAAGGUAG